Gadus macrocephalus (Pacific cod) is the source of this 3029-nucleotide messenger RNA. RefSeq names its product plexin domain-containing protein 1-like. Bases 660 to 2042 code for a protein of 460 amino acids. The transcript has 13 exons. The record is from RefSeq and is a predicted model, not a curated record. NCBI's taxonomy places the organism in Eukaryota, Metazoa, Chordata, Actinopteri, Gadiformes, Gadidae.
AGAGCGGGCGUUAUGUAAUGCGGAGGAAAGUCAGCUUGCGUUGAGAAAGCCUUCCACACGUGAUGAUAGUGGACUCACCAGUAGAUCACGGUCUGGCGCCGGGAAAAAACGGAAUAAAUGCAUCCUCAAAUAGAAUGAGAUGGAGGUAAAGGGAAAUCUAACUAACUCACUAACGGGAUCAUUUAGUCAUCGGCUGAAGAAAUAUCUUUUGAAACGUUCUUAGGCAUCUUGUUUGUGUAGUUUUAAACUCUGUCCUCGUGGGGGCGACAUCCUCCCCGUAACUUCACCCAGUUUUUGAACGAAAGGCAAGAAAAAUAUAAAUAUUUCCUCAGUAAGGCGUCUGAGGGCCAAGAGACGAGACAGAGACGGCACUGGACCGCUGAUGCACGGGGGGGGAAACAACACGCGGUAACGGGACUGCGUGGAAGGAAGAGGGACAGCAGCUGGAGGAGUGCAGGACCUGGACGCGGUGUCCCCUCUAGUGAAGUGACCUGGGGGAGUGAAGUGAGGCUGCCUGGGGGAGUGAAGUGGAACCUUGGGGAGUGCGGCACCUGGACGCGGUGUCCCCUCUGUCGUGAAGUGGGACCACCAUCACGGGGUAAACUACGACGGAGGAGAGGAGAGUUUGGGCGAGGAGGACGCUGAGACCUCGGCUGGACAUGGGUAUGUGGGCGCUGCUGUUGAUCUGUCUCUCCCAGCCAGAGAUCGCCAGAGUUCUGGCUCAAAAGCAACCGGAUGCUAACCCGGGUCUGGAGAACCGGGACCAGAGCGGGAACCGUCAGGACCGGAGAAGGCCGGUUCGUGAGUCCCUGAGAGUCGACACCCUGCCCGAGAACCUGACCCACGUGGUGGCCUCCCAGCGGUACUACCGGUGGCAGAGCUGGGGCCCUGAGGACGCGCGGACGGCGGCGCUGUGGGAGGACCUGGUGCCCCUGGAGCAGGGCCAGGUCCGCAUCCACGGCAUCCUGUCCACCGCCCACCGGCAGGCUGCGAGGGUGGCCCUCUCCUUUAACUUCCCCUUCUACGGGCAUCGGGUGAGACAGAUCACCAUAGCAACAGGAGGCUUCAUCUUCAUGGGCGAGAUCACCCACCGGAUGCUGACGGCCACGCAGUACAUCGCCCCGCUGAUGGCUAACUUCGACCCCAGCUACUCCCACAGCUCCACCGUGAGGUUCAUGGACACCGGUAACCUGUUUGUGGUCCAGUGGGAUAAGGUUCAUCUGCAGGGCCGCGAGGAAGAGGGAGCCUUCACCUUCCAAGCAGCUCUCCAUAGCAACGGCACCAUCGUGUUCAACUACCGAGAGGUUCCCGUCCCGCUGGAGAGGAUAAACUCCACCGAGCACCCGGUGAAGGUCGGGCUGUCGGACGCUUUCAUGGCCCUGCCUCCUCAGAAGACAGAUGGAAAACCGCUCACAAUCUACGAGUAUCAUCGGGUCGAGAUCAACACCACGAAGAUCGUCACCAGAUCUGCUUUUGAGUUCAUCCCGCUGCCCACCUGCCUCCAGCACCUGACCUGUGACCAGUGCCUGUCCUCCACGCUGACCGCCGGCUGUGGCUGGUGCAACACCCUCCAGAGAUGUUCGGAUGGAAUCGAUCGGCACAGACAGGAGUGGCUGGACUACAACUGCUCCGAGGAGGCUAAGAGCUCCUGUGCGGACUACAGUCCUUGGGGAACCGAUGCAACGAGUCCCCCUUCUCUCUGGACCUCCAGCGGCUCCACGUCCUCCAGCUCCCUGCUGCACCUCCCCGAGGCCGACGACACCCAGACGGGCCCGCCCCACCCCAGGAUGACGGAGAACACCGCCAUCAUAGCGGGGGUGGUGGCGGCCCUGGUGGUCCUGGUGGUGCUGACCCUGCUGGCCGUCUACUACAUCAACACGCACCCCACGGUGGCCCCGCCCUUCUACCUCAUGCAGCGCCGCACGAAUAACUACUGGCCCUCGAUGAAGUUCCGUAACCAGGGCUGUCACUCGACAUACGCAGAGGUUGAGAUCGGGGUUCACGAGAAGGAAGGUUUCAUUGAAGCUGAGCAUUGCUGUUAAAACCGCUCACUGGCCUUCCGCCAUAAAACAAGGUGAAAUGGCGCCAUCUGGUGGACUGCAGUCUGAACGGCGACUGGGGAAGAACGUAGACGACAAAUAGGCGACCAAAAACCAAGCAACUCUCGAACAAAGAAUGUCCCUCCCCGACCCCGGUGGUCAAAAGACUUUUGUCUACUGUAACUUCUUUCUUAACCCCUCCCCCCACUCCCCUCCUUCUGCAGCUUUCUCCGGUGUCUCGGUCGCCGCCCUCUUUCAGCUCUCUGGCUGUCUCUCAGUCCCCCCCCCCCCCUCCCCUCCUCCCUGUACAGUGAUCACUUUAUAGCACACUAUUAAGGAGGUAGGAGGAGCUGGGCCCCCCUCACUCCACACUCUGUUGGGUAAACCAGCCCAGGUCAGCGGUCAGUGGUCACCUGGUCACCAGGUAGGUUGGGUGAGUCAGACGAAAAUGAAAACCGCUAUGCAUCAUGGGAUACAGAGCAAGUCGUCCAUCAGCUGAGCUCUUAUUGUCGGCCUGGUGUGUGUUAAGUAGUGCGCUCUAGAGGGAAGCAGGUUUGUACACUCACGCAUUAACAUUACAAAAUGGUGGCGCCCCAAAUAGUGCACUAUAGAGGGAGCAAGUGGAGGAGGGGGGGUGAGGGGGGGGGGGGGGGGGUACCAGACAGGUCAGGCUGCAUCAUACUGCACAGCCCAUCUACACUUUUAACAAUAUGUGGUUUUCAAUCUUUAUGUUUUUUGAGGUGUCUGUGAACAGUUGACAUGAAUGUAUGUUUUGUUUAAAAAAUGCUAUAUCCACACAGACUAUUACAGAUAUUCAAUAUAGCUGAACGUGGUUAUUAGGUUCUGCUCCUAAGAAGACACUAGAAGUCAUUGUUGGUUUUGAUUCGGGUGCGGCUCUAUCCAUCUCAGUGCUAUUUCGAAAUGUUUUCUUUAACUUGUUCCUCUCUGUCUGAACAUUACAACCGUCAAAAAUAAAGUAAUAAAGUGUGA